Molecule: messenger RNA, 1565 nt
Organism: Lolium rigidum
Lineage: Eukaryota; Viridiplantae; Streptophyta; Magnoliopsida; Poales; Poaceae
Product: F-box/LRR-repeat protein At4g14103-like
Exons: 3
Coding region: 1-1281 (426 amino acids)
Molecular function (GO): protein binding
Source: RefSeq, a predicted model, not a curated record
AUGGAGGCCGCGGUGGCGGUGUUGGAGGCGGCCGCGGAGAAGAAUGCUGGAGCGGCGGCGGCUGCGAGGGAGGCUGCGGUGGCGGCCUCGGAUGCUGCGACUGGGGCUGCAGGGGUGGCCACGUCUGCCAAGGAGGCUGCGGCGGCGGCCUUGGCUACUGCAAACCAGGCGGCGGCGGCAUUGUCCACAGCGAAAGAGGUCGCGUUGGCGGCGGAGGCUGCUGCGACUAAGGCUGCAGGGGUGGCCACGGCUGCGAAGAAGGCUGCGGCGGCGGCCUUGGCUACUGCAGAUCAGGCGGCAGCGGUAUCGUCGACAGCGAAAUAUGUCGCGAUAGCGGCGGAGGCUGCCGCGAAGGAGAAGGAAGCAGCUGCAGCGGAGACCGCGAAGGUGUUGGCGGCUGCGAUGCGCUAUUCUAAGAAGCGUACAUUCCAUCAGAUCGACGACGGAGGGAGUGGUGGCGGCAACCGCGAUGACAGGGGAAACCUCGAUCUCAUCAGCGCCCUCCCUGACGAGGUCCUCGGCAGCAUCAUCUCCCUCCUCCCCACCGAGGAAGGCGCCCGCACGCAGGCCAUCUCUCGCCGGUGGCUUCCCCUCUGGCGCUCCGCGCCACUUAAUCUCGUGGUUAAAUUUGAAGUGUACAUCAAGAAAGGGAAGCUCAUUGCAUCAGCCUCUAACAUCAAGCUCAUCGCCUCAGUCUCGAAGAUCCUCUCUGAGCACCGUGGCCAUGCCCACCGCUUAUCGCUCUGGCUGCUCAACGCUGCCGACUUCCCCGCGCCUGGCGGGGGGUGCAAUAUCGAUGGCUGGCUUCGCUCUCAAGCCCUCGACGGCCUACAGGAGCUCAAUUUCGACUACACGAGUGAGCGUGACAUGCCGCUGUCUGUGUUUCGUUUUGCUCCCACGCUCCGUGUCGCCAAGUUCAGCUUUUGCCGUUUCCCCGAAUAUAUUUCAACACUGCGGCUGAAUUUCCCGUGCCUCAAGAAGCUUGAGCUGUUCGGUGUCAACAUUACCGAGGAUGGUCUCCACAGCAUGCUCUCUGGCUGCAUUGCCUUGGAAAGCCUUGACUUGAGGCAUGCUUUUGGCAUAGCUGGCCUCUGCAUCAGCUCCCAAACUCUUAGGAGCUUCUGCUUCUCCGCUUUCUGUAAAAGAAGUGUUACUUUGCAGCUAGUUAUCAAGGAUGCCCCGUCUCUUGAAAGAUUGCUACUGCUGCCACCUAAUCUAGACAAUGGUCCAGUGAUCAUCCGGAUCAUCCGGGCACCUAAACUGGAGAUAUUGUGUUUGUGAUCUCAAGGCAUCUCAAAACUUCAGUUUGGAACAACAAUUUUUCAGAAAAUGAUUGCUGUAAGCUUAACAACCAAAAUUCACACCAUGAAGGUUUUGGUUCUUGAUUCUAUUGGCCCUAAUCUGGAUGCAGUUGUUGACUUCCUCAAGUGUUUCCCCUGCUUGGUGAGCCUGUAUAUCAUUUCAGACCCAACAAAGGAUAUGAAUAAUGCGAGGGAGUAUGACCCGUUGGAUCCAAUUGAGUGCCUUGAGCUCCAUCUAAAGAAAGUCGUGUUGAUGAAUUAUGA